CGACAUGGAGAAAAGAAGGGGAAAAAAAGAAAAAAAAAUUAUACGACCCAAGCUCCAGGCUCCAAUUCAAGCAUUUCGAGGUGGACAUCAAGAAAAAGUCGCCGCCUAUUUGCAAUACAAAAUCACUCCUAUUUUCUUAUUGACAAUCUCAUUUUCUACUUUUGCAUAGAAAGCAAGGGGACUCGAACCUUUCCCUACGCCGCUCCCCGCCAUGGCUAAACGUCGUGUCAAGAAGCGCACCCACCUCGGGGCCCAAAACCCCAAGACGGCGGCCGCGGGCCACGCUGAUAUGCGCGACCCCAAGUCCAUGGUGAUUCGGAUUGGAGCUGGCGAGGUCGGCACGAGUGUCAGUCAACUGGCCGCCGAUGUCCGCAAGGUCAUGGAACCCGGCACGGCCAGCCGCCUCAAGGAACGCCGCUCGAAUCGCCUCAAGGACUACGUCGUCAUGGCUGGCCCCUUGGGCGUCACACACAUGAUGCUCUUCUCACGGUCGAGCAGCGGCAACACCAACAUGCGUAUCGCCGUCACUCCUCGAGGACCCACCAUGCACUUUCGCGUCGAGAAGUAUUCCCUCUGCAAGGACGUGCAACAUGCUCAACGCCGGCCCAAGGGCCUGGGCAACGAUGCUGUCACCCCUCCUCUGCUGGUCAUGAACAACUUCUCCGCCCCAGGAUCGGAUGCCAAGAGUCCUGUGCCUAAGCAUCUCGAAUCGCUCGCGACAACCGUUUUCCAAUCCAUCUUCCCCCCCAUCAACCCGCAAACCACCUCGCUCAAGUCGAUCCGCCGCGUCCUCCUGCUGAACCGCGAACUCGCCCCCGAGAACGACGGCUCCUUCGUCCUCAACUUCCGCCACUUCGCCAUCACCACGCGGGCCGCGGGCAUCUCCCGGCCUCUCAAGCGGCUCCACACCGCCGAAAAACUCGUUGCCGGUGGUCCCAGAGCCAGGGCCGGCUCGGCGGCGACGACGGGCGCUAAGAAGGGCGCCAUCCCGAACCUGGGCAAGCUCGAGGACAUCGCCGACUUUAUGAUCGGCAACGACGGGGCCGGGUACAUGACGGACGCCACGAGCGGGAGUGAGGUCGAUACGGACGCCGAGAUCGAGGUGCUCGAGCGGACGACCAAGAAGCUGCCCUCGCGCAGGUCCAGGCACGCGGCGGGCGCCGGCGCCGAGGCGGGGAUAGGAGGAGGAGGAGGCGACGGCCAUCAUGGCGACGACGAGGACGGGGACGAGGGCGUGGAGAGGCGGGCGGUGAAGCUGGUGGAGCUGGGACCGCGGAUACUGCUGCGGCUGACCAAAGUGGAGGAAGGGCUGUGCGCGGGCAAGCCGCUGUGGCACGAGUAUGUGCAGAAGUCGCGGGCGGAGGAGAAGGAGCUGGACGAGCGGUGGGAGACGCGGAGGCGGGAGAAGGAGGCGCGGCGGCAGGAGCAGAAGCAGAAUUUGGAGAAGAAACGGGCGGCUGGCAAAGGGCAGAAGGGACAGGGCCAGGGCGAGAACGUGGAAGGGGAAGGGGACAGCGACGAGGAGAUGGAUGACGAAUACGACUACGACUACGACAAUGGCUACGAUAGCGAGGGACUUGGUGCUGAUGGGGAGAUGCUGCUCAACGAGGAGGCCGAUGACAAGGGAGAAUGGGAAGACGAGGAGGAGGAGAUAGCUAACGGUUGAGGGGAGGGAUUUUCACAGGUUGAUGUGUUUGUUGCUACAAAUAGGCAGCAUGUCUUUUUUUUUCUUCCUUUCCUAUUUUAACCUUGGUGCUGUCCGAAUAACCGUAACUGAACGACUUUUAUUUUUCCUGGCCUACGGGGGGGAAUAUAUCCUUGAAACCAAAUCGAGACCGCCGUUAGGUAGAACCGGAGUCGUUAUUCCUUCUCGUCAACUAGUCUAAAUAUGAAAUCCC
Molecule: messenger RNA, 1898 nt
Organism: Sodiomyces alkalinus F11
Lineage: Eukaryota; Fungi; Ascomycota; Sordariomycetes; Glomerellales; Plectosphaerellaceae
Product: Brix-domain-containing protein
Exons: 2
Coding region: 212-1666 (484 amino acids)
Biological process (GO): ribosomal large subunit assembly; rRNA processing
Cellular component (GO): preribosome, large subunit precursor
Molecular function (GO): rRNA binding
Source: RefSeq, a predicted model, not a curated record